AUGUUGCAAGGACUGCCAGGUGCUAGCAAGUGUGCUUCAUUCGCCUUUGCAAGGAAGAGAGAACAAUUGCAUGAAGUGACAGAGGAGGAGAAUGUCAUACCGUCGACAGAGAGUGUUUCGUCCCGGUCAAGUCCAGCGCUCAAAGAAUCUCAAACAAUCAUCAAGGCGGCAUCUCAGGCAGAGCCCGUGCCGACCGCUGAGAAGAAAGUUGAAGUAGAACGAGAUGAUUGGAUUCCUCUCUUGCAACAGGAGUUGAAUGACAUGAAGAACAGAACAAGGCACACUAUUCAACCACUUUCUUACAGUCAGCUUCAACCAGAAGGGUGGACAGCACAAGAGGUUGACACCUUCUUCAAUGGACUGAAUGAAUAUCAGAUGUCGACGUCACAUCUAGCGGCUGCGAUUGGAACCAAAACAGCGCAGCAAGUCAAUGAUUAUGCAUCUUAUGUGUGUGAUGUGAUGGACCGUCGCGUCAAGGCAAGCCGUGAAGAGCAGCUGCAGAAACAAGCAGCUCUGCUAGCGGCUGCGCACCAAUCAAGCAAUGCUCAAGACGCUGGAGCUGCCGCUUUACAAGCUGCUGUCACGGCUGCAGCAAGUGCGCCCAAAGAGGGGACACAGCUGAGAGAGAUGCUGAAGAGCCAAUCUUCCCAUGCGAUGCUCGCACAAGUCUUGACACAUCUGUGGCACACGGAAAGACUUUGGCGCCAUGCCCUUCAACAAGCGCUGCAGCUAUUUAAUGAGACGCACGUGCUAUCCGACAAGAUGAUGGAGAAGCUUUUGGUCCUUGGUGCGAGAUUGAAGAGUGGGAAGGGUUUCAGCGAGGCAUCACUGAAGAAACGAGUUGAAGAGGAGACUAAACGGCUGAAGGCGGAAUCGAUGGAGAAACAGCGGAAACAGGUCGAGUUGGAAAAGCAGCUGAAGAAGGCUCAAUUGGAUCAGAAGAAGUUGAGAGAUGAUCUCUCGACAUCGGAGGAGAACGUGGCCUCCUUGAACAAAAAUCUGAGAGAUUUUGAGGGCUUGCGCGAUCAGGCCUUAGCUCAGAUGUCGGAGUGCAGGGGAAAGCUUCUCAAGGAGCAGAAGGCCAGGCACGCGCUCAUGCUGCGAAAAGAGCGGUUAGAGGCGGAAGUCAUUCGACUUCGAUGUACCAUCGAGGCGGAUGGCAGAAGCCGUCGGGCUCAAGAGUGCAAGGCUGAGGCGCAAAGCUCAAGGAUGGAGGAGCUGGAGGAAGAGCUGAGGCUGGAGAGAGCGAGACGAGAGAUGUUGGAGAAGCAAGUGGAAACACUAGGACACAAGCCGAAUUAUGACGAGCUGCAAGUCAUGGGGGUAGGAGAAAAGCGAAGGCGACUUGAGGAGGUGCAGGAGACUGGGAGGGGGGACAGGCAGAGCGAGCCUGGAAGAAGUGACAGGUUUCGACUGGCGAAGAUGGCAUCGAUUGCAGUGCCCGGAUGGAAGAAAGAGCAAGACGGAAGCUGGUGCGAAGAGAAGAGGAGGAAAACGACACAAGCGUAG
Guillardia theta CCMP2712 is the source of this 1509-nucleotide messenger RNA. RefSeq lists its product as hypothetical. The record is from RefSeq and is a predicted model, not a curated record. The transcript has 7 exons. NCBI's taxonomy places the organism in Eukaryota, Cryptophyceae, Pyrenomonadales, Geminigeraceae. Bases 1 to 1509 code for a protein of 502 amino acids.